Molecule: messenger RNA, 686 nt
Organism: Etheostoma cragini (Arkansas darter)
Lineage: Eukaryota; Metazoa; Chordata; Actinopteri; Perciformes; Percidae
Gene: tsen34
Product: TSEN34 tRNA splicing endonuclease subunit
Exons: 3
Biological process (GO): tRNA splicing, via endonucleolytic cleavage and ligation; tRNA-type intron splice site recognition and cleavage
Molecular function (GO): nucleic acid binding; tRNA-intron lyase activity
Source: RefSeq, a predicted model, not a curated record
UUAGAUGUGUUGAUCUGUGUGUCCAGGAUGGACGGGUGGAGUUACAGGUGCAGCAGUACCAAGAGGCCCAGCAGCGGAGCUACGAGGAGCAGAGGGUCCUCGCUCUGGAGGACAGGAAGUCAGCAUUGCUCCGAGCUAUGAUGUCAUCACCCACAGAGUCUGGAGAAGAGUCCCUGCGGUGCCGCCUGGAGGCCUUGGAGACCAGCUUCUCCUUUCCACGUUCAGCGAUGGCGGUGCAGCUCAGCACGGCGAGGGCGGGGCUUUCGUACUGCGCCGACGCCGGGGACUUCCUGCGCGCCAACCGGCCAAUCAGAGUGCAGGACGAGCCGCGUCGCGCCGCCAGGUACAAGGUGUUCAAAGACUUGAGGGGGCGGGGCUUCUACGUGACCUCUGCGGGGAAGUUCGGGGGAGACUUCCUGGUUUAUCCCGGGGACCCGCUCCGUCUCCACGCCCACUUCAUAGCCGUGUGUGUGUCUCUGGACGAGCCUCUGUCUCUGCUGGACCUCCUCUCUGUGUCCCGUCUGGGUUCCAACGUGAAGAAGACGGUGCUGCUGUGCUCGCCGGGGACGGACGGCGGCGUAUCGUACACCUCGCUGCAGUGGAGCGGCAUGGCGUAGAGCCUGGAUCCUCCAGGGGCCCCCGGACCCCGGGUUAGGGUUGGGGGUCCCAGGUUAGGGCUGGGGACC